AUGAAGCUGCUGGCUGCUGAAGCGCAAGUGCCUGCCUUACUGUCCGAUGACGUGUUGGAGGCUGGGCUUCAAGCACGCCUUGAUCUGGAAGAGCAGCUGAAGACAGUCAAGGAGGACUUCGAGCUGGCUCGUCAGGAGGCGCUGCAAAAGGCCCGAGAAGACUUGGAGGCCGUCAAAGAGAGAAAGCUUCAGGAAGUGCAGCGGCGGUUUGAGGAAGACAUGAAAAAGGCCGAAGAAACCAUAGAAAAGGACCUUGCAAAGGCCAUGGCAGAUGAAGAAAACAGGCUGAAAGAGCAGUCGGCAGCAAAUGUGGCCAAGGCUCAGCAAGAUGCCUUGGAGCAGGCAACGCCGAAGGCUGAGAAGCAAGCCAAGGAAGCGGCGCAACAGAGGCUGGCUGAAGCAGAGGCCAAGCUGGAGGCUGCACGGCAGAGUGUCGAGGUGAACGGAGAGGCGAAAGAAGAUGUGGAGGUGGAAGCUGAAGAGGCAAGUCGGAAGCGCAAAGGCUCAGACACAUCGGAUUAUUCAUACUCCGCUGACGAAGGCGAAGCCUGA
Molecule: messenger RNA, 552 nt
Organism: Symbiodinium pilosum
Lineage: Eukaryota; Dinophyceae; Suessiales; Symbiodiniaceae
Source: the annotation of a GenBank genome assembly